GGCGCGGGCUCGGGGGCGCGCACACGCACACAUGCAUGCAGCGCAGCCACCCGCACCCGCACCGGGCAGCAAGCGCCGGGGCGCGGCCGUGGGGCGGCCAGCCAGCGGCGCGGGCCUGCAAGCGGAGGAAGAAGCGUCCUCGGCGGGGCCCGGGGCGCCGUGCGGGGCGUGCAAGUUCCUGCGCCGCCGGUGCGUCCCCGGGUGCGUGUUCGCGCCGCACUUCGGCGGGGGCGGUGGCGGCACCGGGGUCGGAGUCGGAGUAGGGGUAGGGGUAGGGCGAGGGAGGGAGCGCGGCGCGGCGGAGUUCGCCGCCGUGCACAGGGUUUUCGGCGCCAGCAACGUGGCGAAGCUGCUGUCACGGGUGCCCGCCUCGCUGCGCCGCGACGCGGCGCGCACGGUCUGCUACGAGGCCCAGGCGCGCAUCGCCGACCCGGUCUACGGCAGCGUCGGCACCAUCCUCGCGCUCCAGCACCAGGUAUCUCUCCUCCAAGGCCAGCUCUCCGUCCUGGAGUCUCAGCUCUUCAACCUGCGGCUGGCCUUCGCCGCGAGCGCGCACCCCGACACGCCGCAGCACUUCGUCGUGCUGCAGCCGGCGUGCUCCGCUGCAUAUACGCCGAACCAGGUGGUGGUGAACUACGACGAACUUCCGCAGGCGGUGGAUUUCAUGGACGCGGAGCCCGCCGCGCUGAGGGGCAUAGAACCUCUCCAGCUCUCGCAGCCACUGCAGCGGGAGGAAGACGAAAGCCACCAAGACAUGAAUCUCUUCUCGGACAGUGUAGGACAACGGCAACUGUAAAAUUACGUGUGCAAGUGCAAUUGCAUGAUCAGGUCUCUAUGACUAAUAUAUGCACUGUUUAAGUUCAACCUUCUUGUGCGAUUUGAAAAUUUCACAGGAUCAUCAAUCAUGAAUAAGUGUAUUCUAACCUGAUCAAUCCCUCCAUGUAAAAUUAUGAAACCACCGGGGAAGAUGCAAAGUACUGACCAAUUCUCGAUGUGGGAUGGCUUCAGAACGACCAGAUUUGUGAUUCGGGCCGAAAUUUUGGGCU
Oryza brachyantha (malo sina) is the source of this 1046-nucleotide messenger RNA. Its product is annotated as LOB domain-containing protein 20-like. Gene Ontology annotation, biological process: positive regulation of DNA-templated transcription; hormone-mediated signaling pathway. Bases 32 to 796 code for a protein of 254 amino acids. Lineage: Eukaryota; Viridiplantae; Streptophyta; Magnoliopsida; Poales; Poaceae. Gene Ontology annotation, cellular component: nucleus. The transcript has 2 exons. The record is from RefSeq and is a predicted model, not a curated record.